AUAGCAUCAAACUCAUCUUCCAUAAACCUUCCACUAGAGGACAUCUUCAUCUCCGGAACGAGAACAACAGAAACUACAAAAGGAUGGCCCCCGCGGCACCCAAAAAGUCAGGCGCCCUGGCCAGUUUGGCCCCAGUGACGGCUGGCGCCGCCACUGUUGCCUUCGUCAUGUAUCCAGUGGAUGUCUGUCGAGCGUUGGUCAUGGCCAACCCUGGAGUUGGCGCAGGAGCCGCGAUUUCUGGCUUUUUAAACACACACGGAGUUGCAGGAUUUGCAAAACAGUUAUGAGAAUGAGUUCUUGUUCAUAGGUUUAUAGGGUUUAGUUUUAGAGGAAAGUUGUGAAAGAAAUGAGUUCUUGUUCAUUUGGUUUUGUUUUAGAGGAUGAGGAAAAUUGUGAAAGAAUCCUCGAAUGUUGUGUAAGUAGGGUUUUUCAUCUUCAGGUCGAAGCAAUCGUUUGUCCAAGUACACGAGCACCAACAACAAGUUCUUCAUGAACACUUUUCAAUCUUUCACGGAACCCCUCCUGCUCUCUCCUCUCCCACCCUCCGUCUAACUCUCGGCAUGCUCGCAGAGCUUAGUAGGGGGACUUUUAGUCGAUUAGUCAAAUUCUGGAUGCAACCGAUCGCGCAUGAAGCUGCAUUUGGGAUGAAACAGAAGGAUGGAACGCCAAUCACCAAGGGUCUCGCAGGCAUGCUCGCGACAGUGCCAGAGGUUUUGACGAUUUCACCUCUGGAGAAUAUCAAGCUUGCGGAACAGUUGGACAAGGACAAGAGAUUCAAUGGUAUAAUUAGGCGGUUCGAAAUGUUAGUACAAUGAGGGUGAAAUCAUCUAGCUCUGCAACUUGAUGUGAAUCAAGUGGACAUACAAAAUGAAUGAGCAACUCCUGCUGUGGUCCGCUUUCUUAGAGUCAGAAUCAAUUUCCUCUCGUCUAUGAUCCUCUGCUCCCCUCACUCAAAAUCAAUUUGCCCUCCAUUUCUUGAUUUUUGCACAGGUAUGGGCUCCGUCGCCUCCCACCUCUACAAGACGCGGGGUAGCGCAGGCCUGUACAUAGGAUAUUCAGGCAUGCAGAUGCGCCAAGCUUUGUGGACAGGAGGUUUUUUUGCCAGUUGCGACGUCAUCACAGGCGCAGCCCAAAGUGUCCUGGGCAAGGGAAUCUUCAGCGAUGUUGUCGGUACUACUUAUUUAGAUUGGAGGAGAAGGAUUACUGUAAAUAUAAUACAUGAGUAGCUUUGGUGGACACACUUCCAUGACGCCUCAAAUUUUUGAAAAACAGGUGGUUUCGGUGCAGGCAUGUUUGGCGUGGCCCUCAACUGUUGGACCGAUGUGACCAGAACGAUCAUCCAGAAGGAAGCUAUUGCUAACACCUUCGACCCAAAAGCACCCGUGAUGACGUGGGCGAACAACCUGAAUCCGGUCGAGUUUGUGGCGAAAGCGGGACAGAUUGCAUGUACUAAUAUGACGACACUGCUUGUUCUCUUACGUACUUACGACAAGGUAGUGGUUCUACAAUGCUAUCUGUUCGAACCCGUGGUACAACACGUUGUACUUGAACCAUCAACAUUUAAUAAGAUUUCUGAUCUCAUCUUUCCCAACAACAAAGAAACCAAAUGCAUAAGUAAUCUUUUGUCACAUCACCCAAUCUUCACAGCCGAGCGUGGCUUUAUGAGCGGAUUGUAUGCUGGUGUGCACGUCAAAGCACUCCAUCUCGGAGGUUCUGGAGCGCUGUUAGCAGUUUUGAUGCCACGAUUCAAAACAUGGUUUGGGGUGGAAAGCUCUUAAGUGAGUCGUGGUGCCACGUGGAUACUAUGUCAUGCAUACAACAUCAUAUUAUGCCAGAAGCACUACUACCAACAAGAAAUGUAUAUGUCUCACGAAAAUGAAGUCUUAACACUCGUCGAUUUAGUCAGGUGGAGAACGAUAAUUAGCUCAACAGGGAACAAGAGGUAACUAAGUAACAAACUAUCAGGGUAAGAAAAACGCAAGUAUAGCCUAUUUAUCAACAAGCGAAAGUGCGAGAAACUAGUACAAGUUUGGAAAUAUUCCAUGCAUAUUUUAGACAUCUUCCAUCACUGUUCGCAUGGCCAUCACCAUCGCAAUUCAUGCCUUGAACAACAUACAGUCCAAGUUAGAAAGUUUUCCCACCGUCUACUACUGUGGGUAUCUUGAACAUGAUCCAUAGAAAGACGUAGAACCAACAAAGCACUCUUCCUCUUUUUUUUUGCAAUUGAACAUGAAAUGAAAUUAAACAAACAUCACUCAGCGCUAACCGAUAAGUGAUCGAGUUUCGACGUGAUGUAGGUACCUACAAUGUUAUUGCAUUAGAAUUUUACUUUUUGUUUUUUAACGUGUAUACGCUUUUUCUUCAACUUUAUGCAGCGCAACUCUUCUUGUACUUCUUUCAACCUGUGGGGAAGACGCAAAAGAUGUAGGACGUAGCACUAGUCGUCUUGCGUUGGCGACCAUGUUGACCGUGAGUGAGGGCACUAAGUGAUCCACACUUUUCCGGUAAUCACCAGACGAGAUCAAAAGAUCUGUUCAUAGUCGGAGCUUUCAAACGCAGUACUGAGGCUAUGAUGAUUUCUUAAGUUCCCUUCCUUCUUGCUCAGCGUCCUCCUCUUGCACGAAUAUGAAAUCGAGGACAGCUCUGGAGAUCUUCUUACGCAUACUUAUUAUACCAGCGAUCGAUGGAAAAAGUAGCCAGUGUGGUCGGUGCACAAUUGCUGUAGUUGGCUCCCAGGUGCGAGGUUCUUCUUCAGCGUUAUUAAAGGACAGU
Messenger RNA from Amoebophrya sp. A25, 2772 nucleotides. The record is from the annotation of a GenBank genome assembly. Lineage: Eukaryota; Dinophyceae; Syndiniales; Amoebophryaceae.